Molecule: messenger RNA, 3250 nt
Organism: Alexandromys fortis (reed vole)
Lineage: Eukaryota; Metazoa; Chordata; Mammalia; Rodentia; Cricetidae
Product: fatty acyl-CoA reductase 1
Exons: 9
Coding region: 1117-2109 (330 amino acids)
Biological process (GO): long-chain fatty-acyl-CoA metabolic process
Cellular component (GO): peroxisome
Molecular function (GO): alcohol-forming very long-chain fatty acyl-CoA reductase (NADP+) activity
Source: RefSeq, a predicted model, not a curated record
UGAGGCCCGUGGGAUCACACUUUAAAAAGUUUUGCUAGCAAAAUAAUAUAUGAUAAAGGGGACCUGUAACACAAAUUCUAAUUGGUCUUAAUAAUAAAAACUUGGAGUCAGGUAAGCUGAAGGAUCAGAGAAGUAAAACAGCCAGCCACUGGAGAGUUCUAACCUCUACCAAUGCUUGGACUGAAAGGGCGAGAUUCUGUCUCUAUAAAUCUUCAGACUGAAUGCUGUCUCUAUGAAACCUCAGACUACAUCUCAGACUGAAUCCUCAGACUGCAUCCCCAGACUGCAUCUGAGCUCCCAUCUCUUCCCACCUUAUAUUCUCUCUCCACCCAGCCAUAUCACUCGUGUCUCUACCUCUCUUGUGCUGGGAUUAAAGACGUGUGAUCCCAAAUGCCGGGAUCACCUUUGCGAGGGCUCUGUUUCUGUUUUAGACAGAUUCAUGGCCUUGAACUCAAAGAGAUCCCUCUGUCUCUGUCUCCCGAAUGCUGGGAUGAAAGGUGUGUGCCACCACUGUCUGUUGCUAACCUGUGGCUUAGCUCUGCACUGUUAGGCAAUCUUACUUGUUAGAUUACAAACAAAAUAUCACUACAGGGACCCAGGAAGGGAGAUGGCUCAGUUGGUGAAGUACUUACCACUCAAUUAGGAGAACGUGAGUUUAAUUUCCAGAACCCACAAAAAGCCAAGUUUUAUGCACUUGUUAUCCCAGCACUAGGGAGGUGGAGAUGGGCUUAUCCUUGGGACUCACUGAGUAUACAGCCUAGCCUACUCAUUGAGUUCCAGGCUAAUAUGAACUCAUAAAGCAAAGUGGGUGGUUCUUUAGGAAUGACACCCGAGGUUGAACUCUGGCCGCUACAUACACCAAUUAUUUGGUAAAUAAAAACUACUGGAAGUCACUGUAGUAAGGUUCCUAUGCUAGUCCCUAAUAUACCCUGAAUAAAUAAAGAUGGAGUCAUUCAUGUAAAAGUUGUAUAUCACCAAGCUGAAACUCUCAGUUGAUUUUUGACUUCCUGGGAUAUUAGGAUUAUAGCAACAACUGUGAAACCUCCCCCAUACAGAUUUGGUGGCUGAGGAAGGAACCCAGAGACUCCUUGAACAACGAAACGAAGGCAAGUCAAAAUGGUUUCAAUCCCAGAAUACUAUGAAGGCAAGAAUAUCCUCCUCACAGGAGCUACUGGUUUCUUAGGGAAGGUGCUUCUGGAAAAGUUGCUGAGAUCUUGUCCUAAGGUGAAUUCAGUCUAUGUUUUGGUGAGACAGAAAGCUGGACAGACACCGCAAGAGCGUGUGGAAGAAAUCCUUAGUGGCAAGCUUUUUGACAGGUUGAGAGAUGAAAAUUCAGAUUUUAGAGAGAAAAUUAUACCAAUCAACAGUGAACUCACCCAACCUAAACUCGCUCUCAGUGAAGAAGAUAAGGAGGUCAUUAUAGAAUCUACCAAUAUCAUAUUCCACUGUGCAGCUACUGUAAGAUUUAAUGAAAAUUUAAGAGAUGCUGUUCAGUUAAAUGUGAUUGCUACACGACAGCUUAUUCUCCUCGCACAGCAAAUGAAGAAUCUGGAAGUGUUCAUGCAUGUGUCAACAGCAUAUGCCUACUGCAAUCGAAAGCAUAUCGAUGAAGUGGUUUAUCCUCCCCCUGUAGAUCCCAAGAAGCUGAUUGAUUCUUUAGAAUGGAUGGAUGAUGGCCUAGUAAAUGAUAUCACACCAAAAUUGAUAGGCGACAGACCUAAUACAUACAUCUACACCAAGGCAUUGGCAGAAUAUGUUGUACAACAAGAAGGAGCAAAGCUAAAUGUUGCCAUUGUAAGGCCAUCGAUUGUUGGUGCCAGUUGGAAAGAACCUUUUCCAGGAUGGAUUGAUAACUUUAAUGGACCAAGUGGUCUCUUCAUUGCGGCUGGGAAAGGAAUUCUUCGAACAAUGCGUGCCUCCAACAAUGCCCUUGCAGAUCUUGUUCCUGUAGAUGUAGUGGUCAACACAAGCCUUGCUGCAGCCUGGUAUUCUGGAGUUAAUAGACCAAGAAACAUCAUGGUGUGUAAUCGCACAACAGGCAGCACUAAUCCUUUCCACUGGGGGGAAGUUGGUAUGAUUUUAUCUAUGUUUUUGAAUGUUAGAACGUAAAGCAUUCACUGACUUUUUUAAAUGAGGUAUUGGGGCCACUGAGUUACAAAGUUAUUCUUAUUUUAGUUACUGUUUUAGAAUAACUACCAAUCCUGCCUUGUGGACACCUUCAAUGUUUCACAAUGUAAGAAUAGCCUGAUGUAUGUCUCCAUUCACCUAGUGAGACCCUAGCUGUUCUCUUGUCAUCUGCAACACUCUCAUAGACUACCUAUGGCUUAAAUGAGUACACUCAGGUCUUACGUUGCCAGUCUGUAGGUAAUAUUUACACCUAUAAGAGUAGGUUUAUCAGUUGGUCCCCAGAGUUUUAAAUGAAGGAGUUAGGAAGUAGGAUACUUUUUGCCAGACUACAUUCUACCAAAGUAAAAGAUCUAUAACAAGUAGAACAUUUGUUAACUAGCUCUAAAAUAGGCUAGUAAAACUUGAAGAUGAUUGAAGGCAAACUCUUUUUAAAUUGAGUCAGAUAUAAAUAUUUAUGACUUUCUUUUUAAAAUCUUUUAUUUCCAAUUGAAUUUUUGCUAUUCUAAAUAAUUUUGUUUUUAAAGUAAAUUGGUUCUGGGGAUCAGUCUACCCCUUUCCUCACCCAUCCACAGAGUCAAGCACUCUACCACUUCAUUCCUGGUCCUUAUUUCUGCUUUGCUUUGUUUUUUUCAAUAUAAAAAUCUCACUAUGUAGCUCAAACUGACCUGGAAUUUGCAAUAUAGUUCUGGCUGGCAUCCAACUUUCUAUCCUCCUGCCUCAGCCUCACAAGAACUGACAUUAUAGUCAUACACCACCACACCUUAAAGCAGUCUUACUUGAUAUUUGUACUAGGGUUUUUCUGUGCCAUUUUUAUUUAAAUUUAAGGAUUGACUGGAGUAUGUAAGAAAAAACUCUAUAGUGAUUUCACAAUUUUAAGUCAUGGUCCUUCAGGGAUAUUAAAGCAUCUUAAGUAAGUGAGGUUUUUAUACACUUUGUUGUGUUGUACAGUUUUGUGAAAAAUCAAAUUCCAUAUUACACAUUUCCAUUAAAAUAUUAACAUAGAAGAUACCAAGUUUGAUUGUGUUGAUGUUGAAUAACCUAAGUAAACUACAGCAGAGGUUAUUUUGGGGUUGUUUUAAGCUUGUAUGAUGUGUCUUAAUUUGAAUAAAUCAUAAGCAAAGGA